AUGAAUCCGGAAACUCCUUGGGCAACGCUUAUCAGAUCGAUGGAAGAACGAGUAAACAUUUUUCGAGAUUAUGUCCAGCAAAUGAGCGAAUCAGAAAGAUUUACUCGUGAAGACGUGAAACGCGAGAUUUGUCAUCAUUGCUCGUUUUUCACCGAAUGGACGAAUGCUUCCAAGUUCGCCGAUGAGCCGAUUGAUUAUUUUCUGAAUACGAUUUUCAACGAGUGUAAUGAGAUUGUAUCAGUGGAUAAGAGAGCGGAUGUUUGGCUUCAAAUCGAAAAGCAAAGGCUUGAUCAAUCUAAACAACCUGAAUUGCUAUUGAAAGAUUUACUGUUGAGAUGGCGGAAAGGAGAUGAUGGCGAAUUUUGUGAAGAGCUCGAGGUUGAUGACACAAAAUUUAAGGAACUUUAUCGUUACAUUGAGCAAAAGGAUCUAUCUCAAAAGCGAGCUUGGACUGCUCAAGAGAUUUUCAAACAGAGCAAGCAAUCAGCCACUCGAAGAAAGACUUUCUAUGAGAUCUUGCAAGAAUUCGAUCAUGAUGAUCAAUUGAAUGAUUUACUCGACAAUGUUCUCAGUCAAAGCUGGACAGACUUUCUUUGGAAGAUUCUGUUAAUCGAGCUCAAGAAACUCAUCGCAUCCUAUUUGAAGUGCUCAAUGAGUUGUCAA
Messenger RNA from Mesorhabditis belari, 663 nucleotides. The record is from the annotation of a GenBank genome assembly. Lineage: Eukaryota; Metazoa; Nematoda; Chromadorea; Rhabditida; Rhabditidae.